CCUAUCUAGAGCCCUUCUACCCGUCUAUUAAUUGCCAUAUCGAAGACUAAGCUAUAGUAUUAUCAUUCUUAUCACAGUCUUUAACUACCCAAUGGAUCGUGGUCGUAGUCGGGGUCAAUUCCGAGGCUAUGGUCGCGGUCAGAAUACUGCUCGUGGUCGUGGCCAAAACCAAGGACAAGGUCCGGGUGUAGGUAGGGGUCAAUAUCGAGACCGUGGUCACGGUAGAGGCCCAGGAUUCAGCGGUCCUGCACCAGCCGCCCUUAGAGAACAUAAAGCGUAUGAAGAAAAUCCUAUAAGUCCGAACGAAGGGGUCACAGAAGCAGAGAAAAAAAUCCCGAAGUCUCCCAAUCUAGACACAAACAUCAUCCCCCGACGGCCAGCAUAUGGCGACCUAGGAGAUAAAACCCGACUUUGGGCCAAUUACGUCGAAAUCAAUAUGAACACUAAAAAAAUACUAAGGCAUUACUCCAUAAUAUUUGCGAACAAGGAAGAUAAGCCGACUGGGAAGAAACUUGUCCGACUUAUCAGUCUACUCCUUGAAGAAAUUCCGCAGCCGAAUACGGGGUUGGUUACUGACUUCGACGAAAUUCUCAUCUCAUGUGAGGAUAUCACGAGCAUCAAAAGAGAAGGCAGGACGUUCACAAUUCCUUAUUAUAGUGAGAACGAGACUGCGCCGCGCGAGAAUGCCAAGACUUAUCAGAUCAAGGUUGUGCUCAAAGAGCUAUUGCCUCUCUCGGCACUUCAAAACUACCUCAGAGAUCCUACCAGUCAGUAUAACAGACAGAGUAUACUCCAGGCUUUGAACAUCUUCUUGAAUUAUUAUGCAAAGAACUCAAGCAGUCAUACGACGAUUGGCGCGGGAAGAUCUUUUCCCCUAGGCGGAACGUCCGCUCAAGAUCUUGGGCGUGGCUUAAUUGCAAUCAGGGGCUACUAUUCAAGCAUCCGAUUGGCAACUUCUCGGAUUUUAGCAAAUAUAAAUGUCAGUUACGGGAUAUUUCACCUGAGUACGACCCUCGAUAGGACUAUUGGCAGUUAUUGUUACAAGAAUGGAAUUACGGAUACUACUAUUCGAAUGUUGGGCAAGUUUCUCCGAGGAGUUCGAAUCGAGUAUCAUUAUCGCAAGAACGAGGCCCAAACUAGCACUCGACGAGUGUUUAGAAUCCAUGAUCUGGCUUCCCCAGAGGAUGGCACGAUAGAAAACAAGAAGAAAGUUGAAAACCCGCCAGUUGUAGCGAAGUACGGGGCUGGUCCCAAUGAGGUUUCAUUCUGGAUCCAGGGCAAAGACAAACGCAUUUCAAUUUUGGAAUUCUUUCGGAAAGAACGGAACAAGGAUUUGAAUCCUGAGCUCCCAGUACUCAAUGUUGGUUCGCGCCAGAACCCGACGUAUCUCCCGGCGGAGUUAUGUAAAGUAUUGCCUGGGCAGAGGGCCAAAGCAGAAGGAAAUACUGAUCAAACAGCUAAGAUGAUAAGGUUUGCCGUACGCACCCCCUUGGAUAAUAUGAGAGAUAUUAUACCUGAUGGUAUGCGGGCGGUCGGCCUUUCGAAGAGUGAAAAUCCCAUGAUGGAUCUGUACGGCAUUUCGGUCCCCAAUGAUGAACUGAUAACCGUCGAAAGUCGUGUGCUCUCCCAGCCCAGGAUAAAAUACAGCCAAGGAGACUGGGAAAAGAAGACGAGAUGGAAUUUGUCCGGUAAGGUACUGAAUCCCCAAAGUGAUUCUAGAAAAUGGCAAUGUAAGAUUCUUCGAAUCAGAUCAUACAGAGAUGACCACCUGAGGAUACUCCGAGAAUGUUUCCGAAAAUUGAAACAAAACGGCGUAGAUAUCGAUGAACGGCGGGAACCAAUAGACAUAAAUGUGAAGGAUAACAACAACGAAUUUGAACGGGAGCUCAGGAAAGUCUUCAAAUCUAUAACUAAGGAGAUCAACUGCAUGAUUGUAAUCUUACCAGACUCAAGCAAGGUCACCUACAGCCGGAUCAAGAGGCUUGGUGAUAUGGAGUUCGGAGUCACAACAGUCUGCAUUGUUGCAUCUACUCUGGAGAAGUCGCAGUACAAUACCUCAUCCCUCGCUGGAAACCUUGCUCUCAAAUUCAACCUAAAAUUUGGGAACCACAAUCAAGCUAUUGAUGGAUUUGGCCUGAAUGAUAUCCUCGGAUUGGAUAAGACGAUGAUUGUCGGCAUCGACGUUACACAUUCGCCAAUCGAAGAUGCCCCUAGCAUUGCGGGGAUGGUGGCAAGCGUGGAUACGCGCCUUGGACAAUGGCCUGCGACAUUACGGCGCCAGAGAGAAAAGGGUGGGGAGAUGGUGGAAGAAUUGGGAGACAUGUUAAAGAGCCGGAUUAAACUAUGGGGGGCGAAGAACAAUGGAUCUUAUCCCGAAAAUAUCGUUGUUUACCGCGACGGCGUCUCGGAAGGCCAAUACAAACUCGUUCGUGAUAAGGAACUGCCGCAGUUGUGGGACGCGUGCAAAAAGCUGUACCAGAAAGAAAGGAUGCCGAAGAUAACCAUUGUGGUGGUUGGGAAACGCCACCACACGCGCUUCUACAGAUACCCCGGCGCUGCUUCCAGUGACUACAACCCGCUAGCAGGAACGAUAGUUGACCGCGGCGUGACCGAGAUGCUCAACUGGGAUUUCUUCUUGCAAUCACACACUCCGAUCAAGGGAACCGCACGACCUGCGCACUAUUUCGUCGUCCACGAUGAAAUUUUUCGAGAGAAAUUCGGCGCACAGGCAGCAAACAGAUUGGAAACCUUCACCCAUAGCCUGUGCUUCUUAUUCGGGCGCAGCACCUGUGCUGUCAGCAUCUGUACGCCGGCCUACUAUGCGGAUAUCGUCUGCCAGCGCGCUCGUUGUUACGCAGAUGAUUCCCCUGGAAUUAAAGACUUUGAAAUCCACGAUAAUCUCAAGAACACGAUGUUUUAUAUCUGAGAAUUCAUGCGGCUCGGCUAGUCAUUUCAGGGAUAGGUACCUCUCUUCCUACGACUUCUGACCCUGGGUUGUUAAUAAACCCCCAAACCUCUCUCCACCCUUUCGCGCAACACUAAAUAACCCGCCAAGCAGCUCAUGGCAUUUUCAUUCCCUUAAAAUGUUGGUUUCUACUUGUUGUAAGCUAGAUUUAGCAAUACACUCAUUAAAUAGGCAC
This is a messenger RNA of Annulohypoxylon maeteangense, 3140 nucleotides long. Its product is annotated as Piwi-domain-containing protein. Gene Ontology annotation, molecular function: RNA binding; protein binding. NCBI's taxonomy places the organism in Eukaryota, Fungi, Ascomycota, Sordariomycetes, Xylariales, Hypoxylaceae. The record is from RefSeq and is a predicted model, not a curated record. The coding region runs from base 92 to 2926 and encodes 944 amino acids. The transcript is spliced from 4 exons.